ACCACCUGAACAUCCUGCACCCAGAGACAGAUGGGUGGAGACUCUAGAGUUAUAACUCCACCUGACAGCUCAGAGCUCAAGACUCGGGUGUGAGGACGGACGCCAUCUGCACAGUGAGAGCUUCUGUUUGUGGUUUUAACUUCCCAGCAGAGUAAAGAUGUCCAUCUUCGGAAAGUUCCUCAAAGGUAUCGUCCAUGACAGAAACCCCACAGACGACACGGUCAAGGUGAAGGGUAAAGAGAAGCCUAAAUUUUAUGGAACAGUCCCUCCGUAUCCAAACUUCAACGCCAGCAGCGAUGCUUCAGUCCUCCAGAGCGCCAUUGACAGCAAAGAUGUGGACGAGGACGUGAUCAUUGCAGUUCUGGUGAAAAGAAACAACGAACAGAGGCAGAAGAUCAAGAUGGUUUAUGAAGCUUCUACUGGGCAGAGGCUGGAAGAAGACCUGAAAUCAGUUCUCAGGUCACAUUUAGAGGACGUAUCUCUGGCUCUGCUGAUGCCGCCGGCUCACUUUGACGCCUAUCUGCUCAGGAAAGCCACCAAGGGUCUGGGGACAGAUGAGGACGUCCUGGUGGAGAUUUUUGCAACCAGAACACACCAAGAGAUUCAGGAGAUCAAGAGGGUCUUUCAAGAAGAGUAUGGAAAAGAUCUGAAGGAAGUUAUCGAAGAUGAGACCAGCGGAGACUUCACUAAAGCUCUCCUGGCCAUGAUGGAUGGAAAAAAAGACGAAGACCACGAAGUAGACAUCGAUCUGGCCCGAAAGGAUGCAGAGACUCUGUUCGAAGCAGGUGAGAACACUGAAGGAAUUGACGUCUCCACGUUCAUCGACAUUCUGACCACACGGAGCGGCCCUCAGCUCUCUAAAACGUUCCAGCAGUACGCCGCCGUCAGCGACAUCACGUUACCUAAAGCCCUGAAGUUGGAGCUGAGUGGAGACAUUGAAGACUGUCUCAUUGAUAUCGUGAAAUGUGCCUGGAACACACCAGCUUUCUUCGCUGAGAAGCUCCAUCUGGCCAUGAAGGGUCAUGGCACAUGUGAGGACACAUUGAUCAGAGUACUGGUGAGUCGCUCUGAGGUCGACCUGAAGAAGAUCGUGGAGGAGUACCGGGCCAUGUAUGACUUUAGCCUACAGGAGGACAUACUGAAGGACACUAGAGGACAUUAUGAGCAAAUCCUGCUGGGACUGUGUGGACCUUACUGAAGUUUUACCGUCACCGCUUUGGAAAUGGAGGCCAAAAUAUUCUCAGAUGCCACUAAAAUCUCACAUCUUUAAUAAUCAUGAUGAAUUCUUGACUAAUCUGUCCUAUUGAGCUGAUGUUCAAAUAAAGCCAUUAUCACAGCAACAAUA
Messenger RNA from Acanthochromis polyacanthus (spiny chromis), 1345 nucleotides. RefSeq names its product annexin A1-like. The transcript is spliced from 12 exons. Gene Ontology annotation, biological process: positive regulation of neutrophil apoptotic process; cellular response to glucocorticoid stimulus; positive regulation of cell migration involved in sprouting angiogenesis. The record is from RefSeq and is a predicted model, not a curated record. The coding region runs from base 158 to 1198 and encodes 346 amino acids. Gene Ontology annotation, cellular component: plasma membrane; cytoplasm. NCBI's taxonomy places the organism in Eukaryota, Metazoa, Chordata, Actinopteri, Pomacentridae. Gene Ontology annotation, molecular function: cadherin binding involved in cell-cell adhesion; phospholipase A2 inhibitor activity; calcium-dependent phospholipid binding.